CGCGGCGGCGGCAGCGGCGGCCCAGCCCGAGUUCACGGCGCUGGAGGAGGAGUCUCGGCCGGAGGUGCUGGUCCCCGUCGCGGAUUGCAUCGCCGCGGCCGCGGGCGCCUGCCAGUCGGCCACGCGCCCGUCUCCGUGUACCCUUUGCCCGGCCUGCCCAGAGGCAGGCGAGUCCUCAUCUCCGUCCUGGUCACUCCAGGUCGGCGCCGGGUUCUUGGGGUUGCAUUUCGUGGAGGCCGCCAAGCUUGGUCUCUCCCUGGUCUGUCGGCUCGGGAGCCUGCUUCGUCGAGCUUUCGGGGUUGGCGGCUCGCGCCAGCUCAACGCCCUCGGGGACCGUGCUGCCGCGGCGUCGCCGGUCGAGGUCGACUCCGUCGUGCCGCUCGACUUCCACGCCCUCGCCUUUGAGCAGGCCCGCAUCGGCCGGCUCAGGUACAGCGUCCCCGGCCCGCUCAUGUACCAUGAGAGGUUGACGCUGGGAGAGCGGGGCGCGCUGUCGUAUAUUCUCACGCCCGACUUCGACGACUACGACGAGGGCAACGUUCCGAACCAGGACAUCGCGGAGAUUAUCAGGCUCGCCGGCCAGGGCGGCUUUCCGCGACUGGCCGGGUCCACCUUCCACCUCGAGCUCGCCGCAGGGAACGUGCUCGGGGGCGGGGCAGGUGUCCGCGCCCUGGUCGACCCGGCCGCGCCGGCCGCGGCGCCCGUUGCGCCGGCCGCCGGCGUGGGAG
This is a messenger RNA of Prorocentrum cordatum, 728 nucleotides long. The record is from the annotation of a GenBank genome assembly. NCBI's taxonomy places the organism in Eukaryota, Dinophyceae, Prorocentrales, Prorocentraceae.